Messenger RNA from Planococcus citri (citrus mealybug), 930 nucleotides. It is a transcript of the gene mRpL21, whose product is annotated as mitochondrial ribosomal protein L21. The coding region runs from base 165 to 788 and encodes 207 amino acids. Gene Ontology annotation, cellular component: mitochondrial large ribosomal subunit; ribosome. Lineage: Eukaryota; Metazoa; Arthropoda; Insecta; Hemiptera; Pseudococcidae. The record is from RefSeq and is a predicted model, not a curated record. The transcript has a single exon. Gene Ontology annotation, molecular function: structural constituent of ribosome.
UUUUGAAAAACGUGCAUAUUUGAUUUGAUAGAUAAAACUAAAACCAACUUGUGAUAACCGUUUCGGCAUCUCCCUCUCACUGUAAUAUUUCGGUUUCGGUGUAAUUUUAAUUUAUUGAAUUAUAAUUUGAACAUAUUCGCAUUUAUUAAUCAUAGCGACCCAAAAUGUUAUUCAAGUGGUCUCCUGUGUCCAGGAUAUGUUUGAAUUUCGUCCGAUACAAAUCCAGCAAUUGGGAACAUUUCCGUCAUCCGAUUAGACCGAUUGAUAAAACUCCUGAGCCGCCCAAAGUUCCAAAAUUUACCAACGUAUACGAACCAUUUCAAGAAGUUAUUGAGGAUAACAUCGAAGAAGAAAGAGUCAAAUCUAAAGAAAUCAUAAAGAAGGUGAACGAUCAUAUACAGGAUGGCUCGUUUGGACGAUUGUUUGCUGUCAUCUACAUACUUGGUAAACAGUACAAAGUCACAGCUGAAGAUAUAUUAAUAAUUGAAAAAAAUUGGGCUCCCAAGAUGAAAGAUAGUUUGAGGUUUGAAAAGGUUCUUUUAGUUGGAGGUGCCAAUUUUACUCUCAUUGGUAGACCUAUUCUACCCAGGAACAUCGUUAAUGUUACCGCUUCAAUAUUGAACAAAGAUUUGACGCAUACGAAAUUCCGUUUUUAUAGAAUACAUAAAGAGCGAGUUCAUAAUCUUAAUUUUGUUAGAGAAGAGUUGACUUACCUUAGGAUAAAUAAUAUAGAAGUUUAUCCUCAAUUAAACGAGCUCUCAUACAGCGAGUACACCAGAUCGAUGUGAAAUUAUCAUCCUUUGUAAUUGUAUCUGGGUUACUAAGUUACAAUUCUGUUGUAAAACAUAUUUCAGUUCAUUCGAUAAGUAAUAUUUUGUUCGUCGCAUUUGUAUGAUAUUUUACAUGUAAAUAAAUUUUGUUAUUAUUUGA